AAACGGGAAAGCAGGAGAUUCGUUCGAUCAUUAAGCUUUGAAGAUGAAUAAACAAUUUUUCUUCUUAGCCGGAGUCUGCCUGUUGGCUUAUGUGGCAGUGGAAGUGAGUGCCCAGUAUGGAAUGGGCUAUGGAUAUGGGGGAUACCCCUCCAUGUAUCCAGGCAUGGGGGGAAUAGGAGGUGUUUACGGGGGAAACGCUCAGGAGAGAGCUAAAUAUCGAAGGAAUCUGAUAGCUUAUAGACUGGCACUGAGAGAUUGGCAAAGAAAAGCCUCAAGGACAAUUGUCGUACGAAAUGCUCUCAAUGAUCUAGCAAGGGCUUCUACUUUCAACAAAUGGACUGCUUUGGUGCCUGGUAUUCUGACGUUAUUGGCCUUCUCCAACUCCACAUCCAUUCCCCUCACUGGAUAA
Molecule: messenger RNA, 409 nt
Organism: Saccostrea echinata
Lineage: Eukaryota; Metazoa; Mollusca; Bivalvia; Ostreida; Ostreidae
Exons: 2
Coding region: 44-409 (121 amino acids)
Source: RefSeq, a predicted model, not a curated record